Penicillium soppii is the source of this 1302-nucleotide messenger RNA. Its product is annotated as TVP38/TMEM64 family protein. Gene Ontology annotation, biological process: mitotic spindle elongation; vesicle-mediated transport. The record is from RefSeq and is a predicted model, not a curated record. The transcript has 2 exons. Bases 1 to 1302 code for a protein of 433 amino acids. NCBI's taxonomy places the organism in Eukaryota, Fungi, Ascomycota, Eurotiomycetes, Eurotiales, Aspergillaceae. Gene Ontology annotation, cellular component: Golgi membrane.
AUGCCCGCGGACUACCAGUCCACCGCCAGGGCAUUGUCUCUUUCACCAUCCUCUCCUGAUCCGAUAUCUUCUUCCCCUAACAGCGAUGUUCAUCCACCCUGGGGUCGCGCAAGGCGCAACUCCGCUCGUUGGUCUAAUGGACAAGCGAGCUAUCGCGACCAGAUCGUCCAACGCGGUAUGGAGCUAUAUCAGCGUAUAGAUAAGAUGUGGCAAAAGAUGACCCUAUGGAAGAAAAUCGGUACUGUCUUUGCCUGCUUAUUUGUGGGCGCAUUCGGUAUCGGAUUCAUGGUGUUGACUGGACAGCUAUUCAUCUGGCUUGGCCCGGUCGCCGAGAAGUGGGAAAGCUCAUGGCUCGUGGCUUUUAUUUUAUGGCUCUGUGUCUUUUUUGUCUCAUUCCCCCCUCUUCUGGGUUGGUCCACAUUUGGGACUGUGGCAGGCUUUAUAUUUGGUGUGUGGAAAGGAUGGUUGAUCUAUGCCUCCGCGACAAUUCUUGGAUCGACUGCCUCGUUCUAUGUCUCACGGACAAUUCUGUCAGGAUUUGUCCACCGUCUUAUGGAACGUGAUAAGAGGUUCGCGGCAUUGGCUCUGACACUGAAGUAUGAUGGUCUUAAGCUCCUUUGCAUGAUUCGAUUAUGUCCUUUGCCAUAUUCAAUCUGUAACGGAGCUGUUUCCACAUUCCCUACGGUGCAGCCGCUGAUGUACGGGCUUGCCACGGCCAUCAUCUCCCCCAAAUUGUUGGUCCCUGCGUUUGUCGGUAGCCGAAUUCGCCUGCUCUCCGAAAAGGGCGAGGAAAUGAGUGCGGGAUCCAAGGCCGUGAAUAUCUGCAGUAUUAUCAUUACAGUCGGUAUUGGAAUCUUUACCGGGUGGUACAUAUACCAAAGGUUUGAAUUCUCGAUUUCAUCUGUUUCCAACAUCUUAUGGACCCAAAUUAAUCAUUUCCUGCUUGACUAUAGAACCCUGGCCCGUGCAAAAGAGCUGGAAGAGCAAGAACGUGCAGAUCUUCGAGGUUCCCUUGAAGCUGAUCAUGCAUCGCGCCGCCCUCAUCGUGGGUUCUCGGAGGAUCCCGAUGUCAACAAGGCUGCCACUACGCUUGCAAGGGACGAAGAGGAGCGUAUUGGAUUCACCGAUCUGGACGACGAUAACGUUGAUCUAGUAUUAGGUGACGAUAGUGAUAGUGAUCAGCCGGAUCCUUGGAAGAACUCGAACAGAAGGUCAUAUCACGAUGAGUUUACUGAUAAUGACUCGGAAGGAUUUGCAGAGGAGGAAAACACCUUUGGUCUGCAUAAGCAUGUCUCGAAAUAG